Messenger RNA from Staurois parvus, 309 nucleotides. The record is from the annotation of a GenBank genome assembly. Lineage: Eukaryota; Metazoa; Chordata; Amphibia; Anura; Ranidae.
AUGGGGCCCCUGUGUCCUUGCCCAAACUCAAAAAAGCAUAUGAAAAAGGUACCAGGGGCAUCUCAUGGGGCGGACUGACAACUCAUGGGGCCCCCGGGCAAUAGGGAUCAUGGGGCCCCUGUGUCCUUGCCCAAACUCAAAAAAGACUAUCAAAAAGGUACCAGGGGCAUCUCAUGGGGCCCCCUACUGACCCCGGGCCCUCGGGCAGUGCCUGAGUUUCCAAAUGGUCAGUCCGCCCCUGGGAUCAGCACAGUAUUGUUAUCUUUCAGCACUCCUGGUUGUGACUUAAGGACAGUUAACAUACUGAGA